Messenger RNA from Amorphotheca resinae ATCC 22711, 1762 nucleotides. RefSeq lists its product as hypothetical. The record is from RefSeq and is a predicted model, not a curated record. Bases 108 to 1508 code for a protein of 466 amino acids. Gene Ontology annotation, molecular function: protein binding. Gene Ontology annotation, biological process: transcription-coupled nucleotide-excision repair; proteasome-mediated ubiquitin-dependent protein catabolic process; protein polyubiquitination. The transcript has 3 exons. Gene Ontology annotation, cellular component: Cul4A-RING E3 ubiquitin ligase complex; nucleotide-excision repair complex. Lineage: Eukaryota; Fungi; Ascomycota; Leotiomycetes; Helotiales; Amorphothecaceae.
CUUCGUUCAGCCUCGACAACCGCGAUCUUAACGCACGCGUCGUCAACGACCAUCAAACCCUACGAAGCCCCCAUACCGUAUACAGCAGCAGUUGCUGAUACAAAUGUAUGAAUCAGUUGCUCUUUGAUCGGUCAACGGGCAACCUCAGCCCUCAGGCUUUUGCGCGGAUCCAGACUUCACAGCUCCUUCAUGCCAUUCAGCCUGCUCCGAGGCUACGCUUCAAUGGCGGCGAGAAGGAGGUUGCGCCCGCUACAAGCUCUAGCGGAAGUCUAGAUCCUCCAAUCAAUGAUCCGGAGGAGGGGAGGAUAUGGGCACAUCAAGCAGGAGUAAAUGCAUUAUCUAUAGAUAUCGAUGGGAGAUUCCUCGUUUCUGGAGGCGCCGACUCCUCGAUAAAGCUCUGGGAUCUCGAAGAGAAUCAAGGAGUAAGACAUACUUUUAGACCUACGGGAACAGUUGCUAGAACUGCGUCAGCACAUAAAUUUGGCAUCACCCAUCUCAGCUUCUAUCCCUUCGAUUCUGCGGCCUUCUUGUCUUCCUCAUACGAUCAUCACUUGAAGAUCUAUGCUACCGAAACACUUGCGCUCUCUGCCAAUUUCGACCUGAACUCAAUUGUCUAUACUCAUGCCCUUUCCCCAAUUGCCAGUCACCUCCUGGUAGCUUGCGCUACCCAACACCCUGCGGUACGCCUCGUAGAUUUACGCACCGGCUCCAGUACACACUCGCUGGCAGGUCACCACGGUGCCUUGCUGUCAGUGGCAUGGAGUCCCGUACUUGAACACAUUUUGGCCAGUGGAGGGAUAGAUGGCACAGUACGUCUUUGGGAUAUCCGGAAGAGCUCUGGAUCACUAGGCGUCCUUGACAUGGAAGACUCAACUGGGAUUGCCGGCUUUGACGGUAUGGGGAGAGGAGCACGAGGACGAGACAGGGGCAAGGCACAUCAAGGGACCGUCAACGGGAUUACCUGGACAGACGAUGGUUCAUACAUCAUCUCUGCCGGACAUGAUGAACGUAUACGCGUAUGGGAUGCUGCCUCAGGGGCUAACACACUUGCGAGCUUUGGCCCAACACUCAAGAAUGGCCAUCUCUCGAAUCUACCCCUGGUUGUAUCCCCCACCUCACUAACUCCACCCCGCGGCGAAGUGCUUUUCUAUCCCAACGAAAAAGAACUCCUCAUGUUUGAGCUUCACGAAGGUAAAUUGCUGAAGCGUCUGAAAGUUCCGGGCCCUGUCAUGCCAACUGUGAGAUCGAGAACGGGGGAACGGACCAUCAAGAAUCGGAUUACGGCACUUGCGUGGAGGAGCGCGGUGGAUGGCAUCUACUCGGCGCACACAGAUGGUCAGAUAAGAGUAUGGGCUCCGAGAACAGCGGAUGAUGCUAUUGCGGAUAAAGAAGAGGAAGAUGAUUUGAAGGGCCGCAUUGCUGAUGAAGAUGAAAGCGGGAAGAGAAAACGCAAGGUAUUGGAUGAUGUAUUCAGGGAUCUGACCAGGCAGAAAAUAAGCUUUGGCUAGUCCUAAGUAUUAUGGCAUUGACUUUAUCUGUAAGUAUAUUAAUGAAUCUCACGCCCAAAAGGGUGACAUGUCUGAGCAAGACCACAAGAAUUCCCUUUUCGCCGUUGUGAAGAUGCAUCAAACCAUCUCCUUCUCCUUUCCACUAUCAGUCACAGCAUGUCUCAUAGCUUUUCCAUUUUGUCUCUCAAUAGUACUCUUCCUUUUCGCCCUCUUCUUCCUAUCCACCGCCUCCCUCCACUCCCUCCCCUUCAGGG